UCGAUGUAGAUAAUUAGGAUUUCCCCGUGAUUUAUACACAGUGGAGACAUACUACCCGGAGUCUUUUUUCUGCGACACGGGGGAUUAAUGGCUGCAGUCACUGCACGGAUCCUCUGUUAUUGUUUACAUUUCGAAACGAGAUGACAAGUUAGUCCUCAGCUAUCACUAUGCUUUCCGCUUAACUUGGAUGUCAAGGACACUCAGAUGACUGGGGAGGUAUAGCAGUCAUUGAGCCAUAAGGCCUGGAUAGCUUCAUAAUUGGAAAGUACUGCAGGGUGCACGAUGUUUAGUGCAGCUCAAAGUUCAAAGUCAGAGUUCCUGGACAAAGCCAGGCAGGCGAGGGAGGAGAGGAAAGGACAAAAGGAGAAGGAGAGAGCAGCAAUCCAGAUCCAAGCUCUGGUCAGGAGGUUUCUCUGUCGCUGCAGACUCCAGAAGCAAAUAAGGAAAGAGGUUGAUGACUAUUUUCAAGCCUCUGAAACUGGGACAUCAAAAAGGAAUGCACUGUCAAUUUUCAAACUUGCUCGGAAAUUAUUGUUCAUUUAUUGCAAAGAUGAUAAAUUGAGGUUUGAGAAGCUUUGUCGCGCCAUACUUGGCAGCAUGGAUGUUGAAAAUGAACCUAAAGUCUGGUAUGUAUCCCUGGCUCUUUCCAAAGACCUCACCAUUCCCUGGCUCAAACAGAUUAAAGAUGUUCUGUGGAUUUCCUGUCAGCUGCUGAAAAACUUAAAGCCGGACAUACUUCAGGAUAGUAAAUUGGUAACACUGUACCUUACCAUGCUGGUGACUUUCACGGACACUUCAACUUGGAGGAUAGUCCGAGGGAAAGGAGAGGCUCUCAGACCAGCAUUGACCAGGAUUUGUGAGAAUAUCAUGGGGCAUCUCAACCAGAAGGGAUUCUACUCUAUACUACAGAUCUUGCUGACCAAUGGCUUGGCGCGCUCCAGACCUUCUCUGUCAAAGGGCACUUUAACAGCAAUAUUCACUUUGUCAUUAAGGCCAGUCGUUGCUGCUCACUUCUCCGAUAACCUACUGAGAUCAUUCCUCAUUCACAUCAUGUCAGUUCCAGCAGUUGUAUACCACCUCAGUGUGCUAACACCAGAGUGUAUGGCCUCCAUUCAGACUCAUGACCUGCUGCGGAAGUUCAUUCUUUUUCUUAGCCGUGAGGAGCAGUGUCUUGACAUCUGUGUGUGUUUAGAGGGGAGCCACACACUCUGCUUACUGGGCAACCUGAUUCAUCUGGGCUACCUUAAUGACAAAGUCCUAGAAGAAGAGGCCAACCAUUUUGUGAAGGACCUGACCGACAUGCUGUCCUACUGCCAGAGAUAUGUGUCCCAAAAGAAAUCCAACCUCACCCACUGGCACCCAGUCCUGGGCUGGUUCUCCCAAACUGUAGACUACGGUUUGAAUGAGUCCAUGCCGCUGGUCACUAAACAGCUGCAGUACCUGUGGGGUGUUCCUGUCAUUCGGACGCUCUUCAGUGAUGUCCUCUCUAAAAAGUUGGAGAGCCAGGAGCCGACUCCUCCACCCCAGCAGCCUAGCACAUCACAAAACAACAUACCAGUUAAAAAUCUCUUCAAGCGCGCGUUUCAGAAGUCUGCGUCUGUGCGCAACAUCCUGAAGCCAGUAGGAGGGAAGCGGGUGGACUCAGCUGAAGUUCAGAAGGUCUGCAGCAUCUGUGUGCUGUACCAGACUGCACUCUCCACACUGACGCAAAUACGACUUCAGAUACUCACUGGUCUGACACACCUUGAUGACCUGCUUCCCAAACUCUGGGCCUUCAUCUGUGAGCUUGGUCCCCAGGGAGGCCUGAAACUUUUUAUGGAGUGCCUGAAUAAUGACACAGAGGAGUCCAAGCAACUUCUGGCCAUGCUCAUGCUCUUCUGUGACUGCUCACGGCACCUCAUCACAAUUCUGGAUGACAUUGAGGUCUAUGAAGAGCAGACCUCUUUCAAGAUAGAAGAACUCAUCACCAUCUCCUCAUUUCUGAACACAUUUGUGUACAAGAUGAUAUGGGAUGGCAUCUUAGAAAAUGCCAAGGGAGAGAAACUGGAGCUGUUUCACAGUGUUCAUGGCUGGCUGAUGGUGCUCUAUGAGCGAGACUGCAGGCGAAGAUUCUCCCCUGAUGACCACUGGCUGCGCAAGGACCUGAAGCCCAGCCUGUUGUUCCAAGAGCUGGAGAAAGGCAAGAAAAGAGCCCAGCUUUUACUGCAGUACAUCCCUCAUGUCAUUCCACACAAAAAUAGGGUGCUGCUUUUCAGGAAUAUAGUAACAAAGGAAAAGGAGAGCUUAGGAUUGGUGGAAACAAGCUCUGCUUCACCACAUGUCACUCACAUUACCAUUCGCCGCUCACGGAUGUUAGAGGAUGGAUAUGACCAGCUUCGCCGGUUGCCAGUAAAUUCUAUUAAAGGUGUCAUCCGUGUGAAGUUUGUUAAUGACCUGGGAGUGGAUGAGGCAGGUAUUGAUCAGGAUGGCGUCUUCAAAGAGUUUCUAGAGGAGAUUAUUAAGAAAGUCUUCAACCCUGCUCUCAACCUCUUCAAGACUACAAGUGGAAAUGAAAGGCUAUAUCCUUCCCCCACAUCUUACAUCCACGAGAACCAUCUGCAGCUCUUUGAGUUUGUGGGAAAGAUGCUCGGGAAAGCCAUGUAUGAGGGUAUUGUUGUGGAUGUCCCUUUCGCCUCCUUCUUCCUCAGUCAAGUCUUGGGUCACCACCACAGCACUUUCUACAGCUCCAUAGAUGAGCUGCCCUCACUGGACUCUGAGUUUUACAAGAAUCUCACCUCCAUCAAGCGCUAUGAUGGUGAUGUAGGGGAUCUAGGACUGACUUUGUCCUAUGAUGAGGAUGUCAUGGGGCAGCUGGUCUGUCAUGAGUUGAUUCCUGGAGGGAAGACCAUGCCAGUCACUAAUGAAAACAAGAUCAGUUACAUCCACCUCAUGGCUCACUUCAGGAUGCACACGCAGAUUAAGGAGCAAACCACUGCGUUUAUCCGGGGCUUCCGCAGCAUCAUCAACCCAGAAUGGUUGCACAUGUUUUCCACUCCUGAGGUUCAGCGCCUUGUGUCAGGGGACAAUGCAGAGAUUGAUCUAGAUGACCUCAAGAAGCACACAGUGUACUAUGGAGGUUUUCACAGCAGCCAUCGGGUCAUCAUAUGGCUGUGGGACAUCCUGUCCAGUGACUUCAAUGCUGAAGAGAGGGCUAUGUUCCUCAAAUUUGUUACCAGCUGCUCAAGGCCGCCUCUUCUAGGUUUCGCCUACCUCAAACCACCUUUUUCCAUUCGUUGUGUGGAGGUCUCAGAUGAUCAGGACACUGGAGACACCCUUGGCAGUGUCCUUAGGGGCUUUUUCACUAUUCGCAAGAAGGAGCCUGGUGGACGUCUCCCCACUUCAUCCACGUGCUUCAACCUGCUCAAACUGCCCAACUACAGCAAGAAGAGCAUCUUGCGUGACAAGCUACGCUAUGCGAUCAGUAUGAACACAGGAUUUGAGCUCUCUUAACUCAUUCUUUGGGACAGUGUGCAUUGGACGGCUGUGUUAACAAGCCUGACCUAUGUGAGCCAGUAGGCUCACUUGGGCUGGAGCCUACUACCACAGCAGUGGAGCAUCGCCAAAACAAAAGGGCAAUCAUAAUGGACCCACAUACUUUCCUUAUGUCUAAUUAAAAUCAGAUUAGCUCUACUUCAACCCAGUCCCUCUGGAAGUCCAGACACUCUAAUGGCUCCUCAGGCCAGUUGCUGCCUGUAUUUUUUUUUUUUUUUUUGCUUUUUUGAUCGGCCAUAAUAUAUCCUGUUAGGACAAGCAAAGACAAAGGGAAUGCUGUUUUUGCAGCACAGUGAUUUUUUUUUCAGCAUUUUCCUUUGCCACUCCCAAAAUUCAACAUGUCAGGUAUUUACCUUGAUGAAAUACCGAAAUGUAAUUGCUAGAUCUCAAUUUCUCAGGCUUAACAGAAUCAUUCUUGGAUAUAACACUCCCAUUUCAAGUGAACUGGAAAGCAAUAUAGAUGCAAUGCAAGCCAUUAGACACAGGGUUGACUCAUUUGAGCAAAGCCAAGGGAUGCAUUGUUAAUAUACAAACAAGCUUGGACUCUGUUAUCCAAGCAACUUUCAGCUGAUAUUGGAUGAGUCUUAAAAGGCUUGCUGAACAUAAUGCAUCUUUUAUAUAUAGUAGACAAAUCAUUGUCUCAUGUUCAACUUCCAUGAAGGAAAAAUGGCUCAUAGGAAGUGGUCCUGUGUCCUACAUGGAUUAAGAGGAUAAAUCCUGGUGACCUCAUUCCAGUUCUCUUCACUAAGACACUACAGUCACCUGACAGAGACUUUUGCCCUCUGGUUUUCUCUUCUCUACACAGAGAUACUGUAUAUCUGAAAACUUCAGAUCUGCCUCAGUUCUGGUGAAGCAGCGAUGUGUUUCUUGACACAAAAUGAUUAUUUGUCCAUGCUGUUGUUUGUUUUUAGACCAAGAUGUCCCUGCUGUAGCCUCUUUUAUCUUUGAGAAUGGAGCUGGAUAUUUUUUUGCAAAUAAUGAAACUGCACAUAGUGAUUACUGCAUGCAGUUUUAGUAUCUGCCCAGCACAGCAGACACAGCUUUUCCAUAUCACAUGUCUGUGCUUGACAUCCCACAAAAAACUGAACAGUAAAGUCAAUCAUUGAUGUUAGUCUUUGUACUAAUUACUGGUAAAACCUUUGAAUAAUGCUGAGUGCCUCGUGUAUGCUCCCCCUUGCCAUCACAUGUCUGACUGUAUUUCAAGUGUAACCAGUAACCACGUCUCUCGGAAACAAGCCAUACAUAUGGGGGCAAGGUACUGAGACUGUUCUCUGCUCCUACUAAGAAGAAAGCUCCGAAACCCAUCCACUGUCCUACCACUCCACCAACCAAGAAGGGUUUUAAUAAGAUGCUCUCUCAUCUUUGUGAACUUUUUAAGCCAUGUGGAAAAGAAUUUGAGGUGAAAGCCUCUCAACAUGAUGUCAUGGACUGGUUCAACCAAAUCUGACAGCUUGAUUUGAUGUCCCCUUCAACGGAAAUCUUGCACACAAAAUUCUGCUCUGUUUGUGGGUAUUGAUAAAGGGAGAUGAGGGUGAAUGUACUUUAUAGGCCUAAAUGUUGCAUUACACAUGGUUUAAUUAACUGGUGGAGUUAAUGAAGAGACGUUUUAGUGAAUUACCAGAGAAAUGACUGCACCUUUGAUAGAGUAGAGAGGUUUUAAACAAAUAACUAUUGCAUAUUUACUAAGUUUCUUAUGCAAAUAUGUUGUCUGUGUGGUGAAUGGCUAUGGAUGUUUUUGUCAGCAGGCGCCCCAGACUUUAGUUAACCACGUUGGUCAUUUUUGCCAUGUCUCUAACUAACAAUAUUAUGGCCAUUAACCAAGUAUGAUCAUAAUUAAAAUGCAACCAUUAUGUAUCCCUGGUUGUAUUCCGUUUUGCCUCCAAUCUUCUUAUGAGGUGAAACCUGCAACUCAUUUCCAAAUGUGUGACAAAUCAGUCUGGAGGAAGCCACUAUAAUGUCUUAGCUCCUCUUUCCUUGAAUCUGUUGUUCAAGCAAGGCGUGGCAACACUGUGAAGAUGGAGUUGCCCUCUGUGUGUUCAGUGUGCAAGAGAGAUGAAAGAUACCUCACAAGCUUUGUUUGUUGUGUCUGAUGAGGUUGCUCAUCAGUUUUAAAUGAUGUCAAGAAAUCUUACCAACAGUGGGCUAGACUGUAAAUGACGGACUGCUGAUGCUGGCUUUGAAUAUCCAUUCUUUUAGUAAAUUAAAAAAAAAAAAAAGAAGAAAAAAAAAGGGUCCAGGAAAUGUUUCCAUGCUCCUAUGAAAGUACUGUUUCCUUCUCUUUUUUAAAAGUGUCUUUGAAACGGGCUGCACUAUGUGGAAUAAGUUGUUGAAAAGCCGACUCCCGUGUAAAACUAGUCCAUGUGUAAGAUACUCUCUUCUGUAAGACAGUAUUGUUCAAUCAUAUACUCCAUUAUUAUUAUUAUUAUAUAAAUCAUUUACUUAACAG
Messenger RNA from Myripristis murdjan (pinecone soldierfish), 5977 nucleotides. RefSeq names its product ubiquitin protein ligase E3B (gene ube3b). Bases 283 to 3489 code for a protein of 1068 amino acids. The transcript is spliced from 28 exons. Lineage: Eukaryota; Metazoa; Chordata; Actinopteri; Holocentriformes; Holocentridae. Gene Ontology annotation, biological process: protein polyubiquitination; ubiquitin-dependent protein catabolic process. The record is from RefSeq and is a predicted model, not a curated record. Gene Ontology annotation, molecular function: protein binding; ubiquitin protein ligase activity.